GCGGAUGUCACAUCGCCCAAGAGAGAGAGAGAGUAAUGGCGUCCGCGGUGAACGCACGAUACUCUUGCGGUUCGUCUGUUACUCUGCGAGCUGCAUGUUGAAAUAACUGGCUCGGCCUCAACUUUCACUACUUUCCGUUUUCACUACUCUCUCCGCAGUCUAGAAUCGACCGCGUCUAUCCGCAAACGAAGUCCGAGAACAUUUCGAGACGACACGAGUGGAUUCGCGAAAGCGUGCCGAAGCGGCCAAACUGGUGGUUGUGUACGUUCUUCUGUAUCUCAUUAACGAGAAGAACAGGUUCUUUACCAAAAUGGAUCUAUGGAAUAAUCAUAGGACUAUCAUCGCCAUGAAAUAUGUUUGAUCUUUGUUGUCCAUUUGCAAGUUGGACAAUGUUUAAUUGAAAUUAAUUGUCUGUAUAAUUUAUAUACUCUCAUAAUGUCUGGGAAUACUCAAUUUGCGAAUCCACCGCCGGCUGUAAACUUGCCCAAUAUGUCUGUGCCGCCACCCACAACUCCAAACUUGUCGGCGCCACCACCAAAUUUAACCACGAUAAACACAUCGGGAAGCUAUCAGCAUCGAUAUGCAAAUCAUAGAGAGGGUAGUCGUGGUUUCUUCAAACCAUUUAGACCUUAUCACGCUCCAAAAAUUGUUGCUGGGGGACAAGAUACUCUACAGGAUGAAUUUGAUGGGAAGAGGCUCAGGAAAUCUGUUAUGCGAAAGACUGUCGAUUACAACUCUGCCAUCAUCAAAAGCUUAGAAAAUCGAGUAUGGCAACGGGACUACAGGGAUCGUCGCGCGCUUCAGCCAGAUGUAAUAUAUUAUCCUGAUUUACUUCCUCCACCCAGUUACAUUGACAAUCCAAUAAAUGCAGUUACCACGAGGUUCGUAAAAACGGCUACCAAUAAAAUGCGUUGUCCAAUUUUUUGUAUGGCUUGGACACCAGAAGGUAGACGUCUCGUCACUGGCGCCUCGAGUGGAGAAUUUACUUUAUGGAAUGGCCUUACUUUCAAUUUCGAAACUAUUCUGCAGGCACACGACAGCCCGGUCAGGACGAUGGUAUGGUCACACAAUGAAAGCUGGAUGGUAACAGGGGAUCAUGCAGGCUAUGUGAAAUAUUGGCAGAGCAACAUGAACAAUGUCAAGAUGUUUCAAGCACACAAAGAAGCGAUUAGAGGACUCAGUUUCAGCCCAACGGAUCACAAAUUGGCAACCUGCAGUGAUGAUGGAACUGUCAGAAUUUGGGAUUUUCUUCGCUGUCACGAGGAACGAAUUCUUAGGGGUCAUGGUGCGGAUGUCAAAUGCGUGCAUUGGCAUCCACAAAAGAGUCUAGUCAUUUCUGGUAGCAAAGACAAUCAGCAACCAGUGAAACUUUGGGAUCCAAAGACUGGGCAGUCUCUGGCGACUCUGCACGCACACAAGUCGACCGUGAUGGAUGUCAAGUGGAAUGAGAACGGUAAUUGGUUGGUGACCGCGUCAAGAGAUCAUCUCUUAAAACUUUUUGACCUCAGGAAUCUUAGUCAAGAAGUUCAGACUUUCCGUGGCCAUAAAAAAGAGGCGUCCAGCGUCGCAUGGCAUCCAAGCCACGAGGGUCUCUUUUGUAGUGGAGGUAGCGACGGCGCCAUACUCUUCUGGCAUGUCGGAGCGGAUAAGGAAGUGGGAGCGAUAGAACAGGCGCACGACAGCAUAGUUUGGACAUUGGCUUGGCAUCCACUGGGACACAUUUUAUGCUCUGGCAGCAACGAUCAUACGUCCAAGUUUUGGACGCGUAACAGACCGGGAGAUCUGAUGAGAGACAAAUACAAUCUCAAUACAUUACCGGCGGGUUCGGCUGGUAUCGAUGAUCACGAAAUUGCUGACGAAGCAGCGGUGAUACCUGGGAUGGGUCCAGAGGAUAGAAUCAACGCAGAUUGUGAAUCCGAAGACAAAAAUGGCGGAAUUCCGGGCUUAGACUUGGAUCAUGCGGUGGAUGAGGGCAAGAAAUUCGCCAAUAAGAAAGUUCCGUACAGUAAACCAAUACCGCGAAAUUUCCAAGCGCAGUGGAACGAAAUGGAAGCCGAGGAUAUUGAGCAAGUGGAAGCACUUAAUGCGUUCGUCAAUCAAUUAAUAGAGACAACGCCAGGUGCCGUACCACUGAGCGAAGUUACGCCCAAUGCCAUUAUAUUAUAUGGGAAAAUGAUUCCUGUGGAAUCUGGUUCCAAACUGGCGGAGGCAAUCGGUAAAGGGACCGACGCCAUAAACAAGUUGGUAUUCUCGGGUGAAAUAGAAGAACUACGUGACGUGGUAGGUCCACCGGACAACGUGGACGAGGCCGAGGAGUAUCUUCACGAUGAUGGCGAGAUCGAUUAUUCUAAAGUGCCCGACAUAGAUUUGCCGCCACCCUUGCCCAGCUCGAAAUUCGCGCAGAAUCCAGAGCUGUUGAAAUCGUUGAAUCGUGGCGGUAAGCGCAAGUUUGAUCAGCUAAUCGGCUGGAGCGAUGGUGGAGCCAGCGAUCGCAUAUCUAAGAUGCAUCAGCCAGUCUUCGGUGGCAUGAUUACUGAGGAUUCGCAGUCGAGUGACACCGAUCUGAGAUUCGGCAUUGGAAAAUCGAAUUCCCUUACCACGGAGAACAAUUCUUUCCCUAGCGGUCAGGAUGAAGAUCACAGAAGGGGCGGCGGUUUUCACAUUGAUCCGACGAGAAGUGGCAAUCGCGGCGACGAGGAUCUCAGAUUCAACAUCGGCACCGGUCCUGGCAGACCUGGUUCACGUAACGAGUACGAUUCGCGCGGCAACAGUUUCGCCGACAAAGAUUUUCGCAACAUUGGCGGUUUCCUAUCAUCCAAGGCUCUGGAUGACGAUGAUUACGACGAGCGGGAGCAUGAUAACAUCGGCGGCAGCCGCUGGGACGACGAGAAGGCCGACAGCUUGCGAGGGAAACUAGACGGCACGUUCGCCGGCAACAGUUUCGACAAACGCGACAAUGGCAUAUCGAUGGGACCUGGUGGCAUGGGUAACAGUAUGCAUGGUCAUAUGGCUGGAAUAUCCCAUCUAUCGAAUCAUCAUAAUAUGCAAAACAUUAAUCCCAACAUGCCGCCGCCGAUACCGAGCCUGGUGCCACAUCCUAACAUGUCACAGCAUCCUGGCAUACAAGGUAAACCCCCGCUUCCCGGGAUGCCCGGUAUAGAUGGGCCGAUGCCACCGCAUAUGAUGCCACACCAUCCGAACAUGCAUCCGAGCUUUGGAGGGCCAAAUGGACCGCCGCCUGGUGGUUUUGGACCUAAUUUCCGACCACCGCCAAACGGCAAUUUCGGCCCGAAUCAUUUUAGACCGAGUCCGAUUCUGCCAUUUGGACCUAAUCAGGGCCCACCGCCGUUCGGCAACAGUUUUCAGGGACCGCCCAACUUCCGCGGACCAAACGUCGCCCCGAUCAACUUUGACCGACCGGGCUUCGGACCCAAUUUCCGCGGCCAAAAUCCACAGAGUCAGUUGAACAACUUCAACUCCAGCUUUGGUAAUUUUAAUAAGAACGGUCCCAAUCGCGGCAUGAGUCGUGGCAGUGGUGACAAUAUGGGUAGGAGUGGCUACAGUAAUCGUGGUAGAGGACGUGACAACGAUCAAUCGAGAGGAGGGAGGGCAAGAGACAAUUAUUGAAGAGAUUUCUCGGAACAAUGUGUGUGUGUGAUUACAACAAUGUUCUUAUACCUCGGUAUAAGAAUGACCUUGCAUGAACUGUUCAGUGAAACUUUGACCCAGUAUAUAAGAUAAUAUGCCGGUGUCCUUGAGUGACGAUCAGAAACUUUCUUAUACAUGUGUGCGAAAAUACCCUCCAUUCAUCUAUACAUAUAUCGUGAGAAAAAAAAAUAUAUUUUUUUUCUUUUUUUCACGAUUUGUCCAAUGGGCUAGCGAUCGGACACUUUAUGCUAGAUUUACGUGGGACGAAUAUAUGGAGGAUUAUUAAUUAAACUUUUUUUUAGAUAAGAGAGAAAGAACAAAUCAUUCAGAGAGAGAGAGAGAGAGAGAGAGAUUUGAAUUUAUUCCGAAUUCAGUUAAUUUGUGUGGUGUACAAGCCACAAUAUGAACAGCUUUUUUCGAGAUAGACGAAAUUGUAAUAUAAUGCAUUAGGGAUCGACGACACAAAUAUUAUUCCGACAGAAAUUGUUCACAAGCUGCCUUGCGAGGAAAUUCUUGUUCCAUAUGUGGAGCUAGACAAAUGCGCGUUAAUCGCGUCAAACGAUGCAUAAUCCCGGAAGAGAUUGAGCACUAAUGUAUGAUUGACUUUGUGUCCGCUGUUUGUCGUCCGUAGAAUGUGAGAGUAUCGGAACAGUCUAUCUAUUAUUAAUAAAACGAAAUAACAUAAAACA
This is a messenger RNA of Solenopsis invicta (red fire ant), 4337 nucleotides long. RefSeq lists its product as uncharacterized. Gene Ontology annotation, molecular function: protein binding. The transcript is spliced from 9 exons. Gene Ontology annotation, cellular component: mRNA cleavage and polyadenylation specificity factor complex. The coding region runs from base 436 to 3627 and encodes 1063 amino acids. Lineage: Eukaryota; Metazoa; Arthropoda; Insecta; Hymenoptera; Formicidae. The record is from RefSeq and is a predicted model, not a curated record.